UUUUUUAGUGAAGAAUUUUAUUUUGAAAUUCCAAGGAGUUUCCAGUAUUUGUCUUUCUAUGUUUAUGAUAAGAAUGUUUUACAAAGAGACCUUCGUAUAGGAAAGGUAGCCAUCAAAAAAGAAGAUUUAUGUAACCAUAGUGGCAAAGAAACUUGGUUUUCACUACAGCCUAUUGACUCCAAUUCAGAGGUUCAGGGUAAAGUUCACCUUGAAUUAAAACUGAAUGAACUGAUAACAGAGAAUGGAACUGUGUGCCAGCAACUCGUUGUACACAUCAAGGCCUGCCAUGGGUUACCUCUGGUAAAUGGACAAAGCUGUGAUCCGUAUGCAACAGUUUCUCUAGUGGGUCCUUCUAGGAAUGACCAGAAGAAGACAAAAGUAAAGAAGAAAACAAGCAAUCCACAGUUUAAUGAAAUCUUUUACUUUGAGGUAACCAGAUCCAGUAGUUACACCAAAAAAUCCCAGUUCCAGGUAGAAGAGGAGGAUAUUGAAAAGCUAGAAAUUAGAAUCGACUUGUGGAAUAAUGGAAAUCUAGUCCAAGAUGUUUUCCUGGGUGAGAUUAAGGUUCCUGUGAAUGUGUUGAGAAAUGACUCCUCUCAUCAAGCCUGGUACUUGCUACAGCCACGAGACAAUGGGAACAAGUCAUCUAAAACUGAUGAUCUGGGAUCUCUUCGAUUAAAUAUAUGUUAUACAGAAGAUUAUGUGCUUCCUUCAGAGUACUAUGGUCCUUUGAAAACUUUGCUGCUAAAAUCACCAGAUGUUCAGCCAAUAUCUGCCUCAGCUGCUUACAUUUUGGGUGAAAUAUGUCGAGAUAAAAAUGAUGCUGUUUUGCCCCUUGUACGACUGCUGCUUCACCAUGAUAAACUUGUUCCUUUUGUUGCUGCAGUGGCUGAAUUAGACUUGAAGGAUACUCAAGAUGCAAACACAAUUUUUAGAGGAAAUUCCCUCGCUACCCGAUGUCUGGAUGAGAUGAUGAAAAUAGUGGGAGGGCACUACCUGAAAGUAACAUUAAAAUCUAUUCUAGAUGAGAUAUGUGAAUCCUCAAAAUCUUGUGAAAUUGAUCCUAUUAAAUUGAAAGAAGGAGAUAAUGUAGAAAAUAAUAAGGAGAAUCUGCACUACUAUGUAGACAAGUUAUUCAAUACAAUUGUGAAGUCAAGUAUGAGUUGCCCCACUGUAAUGUGUGAUAUCUUUUAUUCUUUAAGGCAAAUGGCUACUCAGAGAUUUCCAAAUGACCCUCAUGUUCAGUAUUCUGCAGUGAGCAGCUUUGUAUUCCUUCGUUUCUUUGCUGUAGCCGUAGUAUCACCUCAUACUUUUCAUUUGCGACCUCAUCAUCCAGAUGCACAGACAAUUAGGACAUUAACUCUCAUCUCAAAAACCAUUCAAACUUUGGGAAGCUGGGGCAGCCUGUCCAAAAGCAAAUCAAGUUUCAAAGAAACAUUCAUGUGUGAAUUCUUCAAAAUGUUUCAAGAAGAAGGAUAUAUUAUAGCAGUUAAAAAGUUCUUGGAUGAGAUUUCAUCUACUGAAACUAAAGAGUCCAGUGGAACAAGUGAACCUGUACACCUGAAAGAAGGUGAAAUGUUUAAAAGAGCUCAAGGAAGAACUCGAAUUGGAAAAAAGAAUUUCAAAAAACGGUGGUUCUGCUUAACAAGCAGAGAGCUCACCUACCACAAACAGCCAGGCAAAGAUGCAAUAUUUACAAUUCCAGUAAAAAAUAUUCUUGCUGUGGAAAAACUAGAAGAGAGUUCUUUCAACAAGAAAAAUAUGUUCCAAGUAAUACAUACAGAAAAACCACUCUACGUCCAGGCCAAUAAUUGUGUGGAAGCUAAUGAAUGGAUAGAUGUACUCUGCAGGGUGAGCCGAUGCAAUCAGAACAGACUUAGUUCUUUUCAUCCUUCUGCAUAUCUCAAUGGACUCUGGCUCUGCUGCCAGGAGACUAGUGAACACACUCCAGGCUGCAAGCCAUGUACUGCUGGUAUCCCUGCAGACAUCCAAAUAGAUAUUGAUGAAGACAGAGAAGCAGAAAGAAUUUAUUCCCUUUUUACCCUCAGUUUGCUUAAACUGCAGAAGAUGGAAGAGGCUUGUGGAACGAUAGCUGUCUAUCAAGGGCCACAGAAAGAGCCUGAUGAUUAUUCUAACUUUGUAAUUGAGGAUUCUGUAACAACCUUUAAGACAAUUCAGCAAAUAAAAAGCAUCAUUGAGAAGCUGGAUGAACCUCAUGAAAUGUAUAGGAAGAAAAGAUCCAGCAGUGCAAAGUAUGGGAGCAAGUACUCAUUUUUUAAGAGAUUUCAAAUUAACAUGACUUCUAAGGAGCUCUCUUCUGAACAAGAAGAGAAGGUAAACAGUGAAAGAAGAUGGUGGGGAAAUCACCUGACCUCACCUGCUUCAUGUUAGAAUAAGGGUGUCACGAGGAUGCCCUCCUCCUAGUAUUGGGUUGAGAUCUAACUCAAGAACAGUCACUCGGCGCACUUUAAUAAUCUGGCCAGCACCAGAUUAUACUUUAGAUACUCUGUGGUAUCUAUCUUUAUGAUCAGUUGAAUGAUCAGUGUUUAAAUCUAGAAAUAGUGCUUUCUUGAAAAUGUUUAUAUUUCUUUGCUGUUUCCUUAUUGCCUGCUAGCCAAAUGGAAUUUGGUUUGAAUCUUAUUUUUCCUUAAUAAUUUACUUUUGUCCUAAAAACCAUAACUGUAAAUAAGCAGUCGAAGCAAGUUGCCACCUUGAAGGGGAGUAUACUUUGCUUCAUCAGUAUUAAAAAUUGUGGUACUCUUUAUCUUUUUUUUAACUCAAAACAUUUUCUAAAUGUGGUACCUUGAACCUUGGAGUAUUUACUAUGUUCCUGUUUAAAACUGUGACUUAUUAAUGUAAGUCUAGCUAGUAGUGCUUGUUUUUGUAUCCCUGAGCAUAAGCUAUCUUUCACAAUAUAUUUGCCAAUUAUAUUAUUGGUGGAUAUUUUUAAAUUGUAUUGUUAUUAGGUCAUUAUUUUUAAGACCAUUGGCACACAAUCAGUUUUUCUAUCAGCAAUCAUAACUGAGCAAUGUAUUUCUUUGUGUGACUUGUAAAGAUCAGUUGGUUAUGUUUAAGAAUCAGUACCAUUUUGCAUUCCUGGCUCAUACUAAAGCUUGGAAGAAUCCUUUAUUUUAUGAACUUACAGGCUCCACACUCUAUACUAAUUUAUAUAUGUGAAAAAGCCAUUUAAUAAACUUCUCAUGGAUUUCAUUGCUAUGAAAACUUAAAAUUCUCCAUCUGCCAGUAGAAGGACAUAUGAAUAUUGCUGUGUGUCACUCAUUACCGUUUGGUGGCUCGAUUUUGUGCUGGAUUUUGUCCUGGGGAGUUUAAUUUCUUGGGAAGUAAAGCAAAAGAAAUGUCUUCCUAAUAUCAUAUCCCAAUUAUGAUUAGUUUUAAAGAUCCUCGCAUGCUCAAAGGGAACCACAUCUGUCCCUUUAUAUAACAAUGGAUUUGAAUGAAAAAUUUAGUCAUCUGGCUAUUUUCUUCACACAUAUAUUUGAAUUAAUAAUUUGAGUG
Molecule: messenger RNA, 3516 nt
Organism: Octodon degus (degu)
Lineage: Eukaryota; Metazoa; Chordata; Mammalia; Rodentia; Octodontidae
Gene: Rasa2
Product: RAS p21 protein activator 2
Exons: 22
Coding region: 970-2391 (473 amino acids)
Biological process (GO): negative regulation of Ras protein signal transduction; regulation of GTPase activity; intracellular signal transduction
Molecular function (GO): phospholipid binding; GTPase activator activity
Source: RefSeq, a predicted model, not a curated record